CUGUCAAGACUUUCCUGCAUGUGAAGAAGAAGAAGCUCCGGCAGCUCGUCAGGUUUUAACCGCAUCUUUUGCGAGAAGAAAUGGCGCUGAUGGGGGUUCAGCUGGUGGUCAGCUUGCUGGCUGCCAGCAUAAUGCAGAGGAUGGCUCCACAUUGCUCCUUCGCACGCUGGCUCCUCUGCAACGGCAGUUUGUUCCGAUUCAAACACCCUUCAGAGGGAGAACUGUGUGCACUGGCUGGAAAGCAGAUGCCCAAACAAAACAGAAGAGACAGGAGACAGAAUGGCGAGAACAAGCCUCUGACUGUGCCCAAAGACAUUGACCUUCACCUAGAGAAAGCUCCAGUCAACGUAAUGGACGCUCUGGUGCUGCGGUUUUUCCUGGAGUACCAGUGGCUUAUAGAUUUUGCCGUGUACGCAAUGGGCGUCUUCCUGUUCACCGAGUGUUACUACAACGUGGUAGAUGCCAGCAAAGAGGUCAAUAUCGGAGCCAUCUGGUGUGUCUUAACCGUGCUGUUCGGUCUACGGACCCUUUACACUCUGAUGAGCCACUACUUCCGCUCUGAAGAGGGCGGCGAGCGCUCGGUGUGCCUCGCCUUUGGUUUUCUGUCUCUGCUCGUGGCCAUGCUGGUGCUGGUGGUCAGAGAGGACUACCUGGAGUUUGGCCUAGAGCCUGGCUUUGCAAGUCUCUUCGACAACUUGGAAAUCUUUGCCAAGCAGCAGGGCUACGCCGACUGGUCAAUCCCAGUGACGAAGCUGACGGUGAAGCUCGGUCUGGCCGCUGUCUGUGCUUACAUCGGUGCUCUCCUUGCUUUCCCCGGCCUGCGACUGGCUCAGACUCAUCUAGACGCUGUGCAGAUGAACUCAGAUCGCCCACUCAUCCAGAUUUUGCUGCACAUGAGUUUCCUGUCUCCAGUUAUUGUGUUGAUUCUGUGGGUGAAACCUAUUGCAAGAGACUUCCUGGCCAAUGCACCUCUGGGAAAGACUUCGGUCACCCUAGUGUCCAGCGCAGCGUUCGACAGCAUGCGUCUGUGGAUCAUCGUGGUUCUGUGCGUUCUGCGGCUGCUGCUGACCCGCUACCACCUGCAGGCCUACCUGAACCUGGCUCAGAAGUGGGUGGAGCAGAUGAAGAGGGAGGCAGGACGUAUCGCUGCCAUCGACAUCCAGAGGAAGGUCACACGUGUGUUCUGCUACCUGACAGUCGUUACUCUUCAGUAUCUGGUCCCGAUUCUGCUCAUCCUCUUCUCUACACUGGCACUCAAAGCACUGGGGAACUUCUCCUGGGAUAACAGCAUUGAGGACACCCCCGGGGUGACACCAGCUCUGGUGCUGCCCACAGCAGCUCCCGUCCUGCCCGGUGGUCUCGAUGAAGACGAGGAGGGGAUGGAGGACAUGGAGGAGGACAUCCAGGCCACAGUAGCUCGCCUGUCGGAGACCUUCACGGCGCUCCGCUCCGUCCUCACUCCCCUUUUCUUCCGAGGUUUCUUCGCCUUCCUCACCUGGUGGGUGGCUGCCUGCCAGGUCAUCAGCUCUCUGUUCGGCAUCUACUUCCACCAGUACCUCAUGCAGAACUAACUGAGGAAAUCAGAGAGCUGCUCUUCUCUACAUGCAAUGCAACUCCAGCUCUCCGCUAACAUUACGCUGCUGCAAAGGAUGCCUGCAGACAGCGACAGGGAUGUUUCAUUAGAACACAACUACAGACAGGUUUCUGGCUGCAGCAGGAUUUCUGAUCAAGGUUGGACACAGUCUGCUGCCUCGUUGUCGACUUGUUGAGGCUACUGGCGUCAAUAACACAAAUAUAAAGAAGGAACUGGGGCCUGUAUCACAAAGCAACUUCAACUUAGUUUAGCCUACUUUCUUUUGACCGGCAAUCUUUGAUUAACCUGUAUCCUAAAACUGGUUUUGCCUCAGUUAAAGGUGAAGUCGACGAUUCUAGAGAAACAUAGUUGAUAAUUAGCUAGUCAGUAUGUUUAGUUAGCAUGUGCUACAUUUACUGUCCCCUUUCCUGUGCACUAACACGAGCACACACAAACUUAAACAGGACAUGUUAGAAUGCUGUUCAUUCCGAGCCACUUGUUUUGUUCCCCGUUUAUAGAACCACGGCUGUGUACAAACACCGGAUCAUUUUUUUCCAGUGCACACACACACAGCCGACAACUGACCGACUCUCAGGACACUGUGUAUUCUCUAAAUUUCGCAAAAACUGUAAAUGAUUAGUAUCACCGACUACCUUUAAACCUGGGUUCCAAGCAGGAUCCAAGCACGUUCACUUUGAUCAUCAAAGCAACUGCGGCUGCAAAAUGUAAUAUGACAUAAUGACACCCACAGCAAAAUUAGACGGUUAAAUAAGAAGCUGUAAAAAUAGGAGAAGGCAAGGAUGAGUGUAGGAGUUAUAAUGUAGGCUGUUUUUUAAAUCAGGCGUUUUCAACAUGUUCAGGAGUCCAGAAAAGUGACCUUUUGUUCCUUGUUUGUCUCAUUUUGAAGAAAAUAUCAAAAUGGUAAAGAUAGAUAACAAAGAUGAAAAUGAAAUGGAAAAAAUGCAGAAUUAUGUCUAUCUGACCAAAAAGUAUGCUGCAUUUAUCAUUUGCUUAGCGUAUACUUUACUUAUUUGCUGAUAAACAGUGAUUGCAACGAUGUGCUCAGUUAAUAUGCAGCAAUAACUUCCAUUCAUUGGGUGGUAACACGUUUAUUAAGGCUUGUUUGAGACACAGUCAGGCUGCAACUAAGGAUUAUUUUUAUUGUUGAGUGAUCUGUUGAUUAUUUUCUCGAUUCAUUGAUUAGUUUUUUCCCUCUCAAAUGUCAGAAAAUGGUAACAGUGUUGAUCAGUGUUUCCCAAAACCCAAGAUAAUAUCCUCAGAUGAUUGUUUUGUCCACAACCUCAAAGACGUUCAGUUUGCUGCCACAGAAAACUAAAAGAAAUACAGAUAAUUUGCUCAUUUAAAAUUCUGCAGACUGUGACUUUUUUCGUAAAAAGAAAUAUUUAAACUGAUUAAUUGAUCAUCAGUUGACAACAAACGGAUUAGUAGCUCUAAUCACAGACUAGAAACCUUUUUAUCUGUCAAAGUAAUCGAUAUGAUUUUACCUUUAUAUGAAAUCUUUCUCUUUAUUGUGAGCUCAUGAACAUGUCAGCAUCCUACAGAAAUAUAACUAUCCAGUUUUUUGAUUCGUCACUAUGUUUAGAUGUGAUCCCCUGAAACUGACCCUGCUUGGCGCUGGUUAGCCCUACAUCUUAUGUUGCUAUGGUAACUUACCCAGGCUAAAAGUGAGUCAUAAAACCCGAGUUAAGCCCAAAGACAUCCCCCAAGUCUCUCUUUGUGAUACAGGCCCCAGUGUCAUCUUCCAGCUACUUUAGCAGAACAUUUUUUCCACGUGUAUCUAUGCCAGUGUUCCCUGAAUCGUCCUCGGCAGAACACUGUUAAAUGCUGCAUUUGAGAUAUUUAAUGGUACCAGGGUGGGUAUUCGGACUUGAGCCUGAGUAGUACGACAAUGUAUUUUUGUGAGGGGCCUUUUGAGGCCCUGAAAGAACCGAUUCAAGAGUGCUAAAUGUUUUUUUUUGUUGUCUUUCUGCUGUUUUUUUUCUUUUCUUUUUUCUGCAACGACCUAGUCGAGCUCUUAUUGAGUGAACCACGGUUGAUGGAGAAUGACUGUAGCUGUGGCUGUGUGUUAGUAUCUGAAAGCCAAACGCCGACGAGCUUCUGCUUUUUUUUAUUUUUAAUCCGAAGUGCCUGGGAGCUCAGGAAUUUUGAGUCAGUUUUAAAAUCUCCUUCCUCCCUGUUCAUGCGUAUUUAGAACAAGUAGACUCUGUUAGAAUGAACACUCCAAACACAUUUCUGUUCUCGCUGUUAUCGUCAAACACUACUCAUUAGCAACGUUAUAAGUUGCAGCGUCUUAAUUAGUCCCAUCAGCUUUUCGUUUCUGCUUUUUUUUUUCUUAAAUAGUCUUUCAGCCACGUACAUGUUAGAUUAAUCAAAGCCUUCUUUCAAUCCGUCCUCGUCACUGUGUUUUAUUUAUUUAUUUAUGAUGCGUUGCCUCUAAUUUUUGUUACCCAGAAAUGAUACAGAUUCUGUAAUUCUGUACAUUUUAUUGUAUUUCUCUUUUGAUUUUUAGUGUGUGUGGGUUUUUUUUUUUAGAUAUUGGAAUCGAAUGCUCUGAAAUCAUUUUACUGUGAAGCUGAAAUUUUCUUUUUUUUAGAUUUUUCUGAAUGCAUGGUGUGCACAGUUUUUGUUGUAACCAGAUUGCUUUGAUUUUGUUUGUGUGUGUGUGUGCGACUUAAUUAAAACAUACCCUUUUUUUUUGUUUUUUUCAUGGCA
Stegastes partitus (bicolor damselfish) is the source of this 4306-nucleotide messenger RNA. RefSeq names its product transmembrane protein 161A (gene tmem161a). The record is from RefSeq and is a predicted model, not a curated record. Lineage: Eukaryota; Metazoa; Chordata; Actinopteri; Pomacentridae. The coding region runs from base 81 to 1571 and encodes 496 amino acids. The transcript is spliced from 11 exons.